Messenger RNA from Enhydra lutris kenyoni (northern sea otter), 2642 nucleotides. RefSeq names its product solute carrier family 25 member 22. Gene Ontology annotation, biological process: L-glutamate transmembrane transport; malate-aspartate shuttle; aspartate transmembrane transport. The record is from RefSeq and is a predicted model, not a curated record. Gene Ontology annotation, molecular function: L-glutamate transmembrane transporter activity; L-aspartate transmembrane transporter activity. The coding region runs from base 192 to 1163 and encodes 323 amino acids. Lineage: Eukaryota; Metazoa; Chordata; Mammalia; Carnivora; Mustelidae. The transcript has 9 exons.
UCUGAGUGGUCUUUCCCUCCUUCCGCUGACUCCCGUACCCUCUUCUAGAACAGAAGCGGUGGUUUUGAAAUUCCCCGGAAAGUGGAGGACCGCCCCUUCCCCCUCUCUCCCACCCACGCUCCGCCCGCCACCACCCCUGUCUUCCCGCGGCCGGCGUCCACCUCUCCGGCUACCUGGGUGCACGCGGUUAAAUGGCUGAUAAGCAGAUCAGUCUGCCGGCCAAGCUCAUCAACGGCGGCAUCGCCGGGCUGAUUGGGGUCACCUGCGUGUUCCCCAUCGACCUGGCCAAGACGAGGCUGCAGAACCAGCAGAAUGGCCAGCGCCUGUACACCAGCAUGUCCGACUGCCUCAUCAAGACCAUCCGCUCCGAGGGCUACUUCGGCAUGUACCGCGGAGCCGCUGUGAACCUGACCCUCGUCACCCCUGAGAAGGCCAUCAAGCUGGCUGCUAACGACUUCUUUCGAUAUCAGCUCUCCAAGGACGGGCAGAAGCUGACCCUGGUGAAGGAGAUGCUGGCGGGCUGUGGGGCUGGCACCUGCCAGGUGAUCGUGACCACCCCCAUGGAGAUGCUGAAGAUCCAGCUUCAGGACGCAGGCCGCAUUGCUGCCCAGAAGAAGAUACUGGAUGCCCAGGCCCAGCUGUCGGCCCAAGGGGGCUCCCAGCCCUCCGUGGAGGCUCCGGCCACCCCCCGGCCCACGGCUACUCAGCUGACCCGGGACCUGCUUCGGACCCAGGGCAUUGCCGGCCUCUACAAGGGCCUGGGGGCCACACUGCUCAGGGACGUCCCCUUCUCCAUUGUCUACUUCCCCCUCUUUGCCAACCUGAACCAGCUGGGCCGUCCCGCAUCGGGGGAGAAGGCUCCUUUCUAUGUGUCCUUUCUGGCUGGCUGUGUGGCUGGGAGUGCAGCUGCUGUGGCCGUCAACCCCUGUGAUGUGGUGAAGACCAGGCUCCAGUCACUGCAGCGCGGUGUCAAUGAGGACACCUACACGGGCUUCCUGGACUGUGCCAGGAAGAUCCUGAGGCACGAGGGCCCCACGGCCUUCCUAAAGGGCGCCUACUGCCGCGCCCUGGUCAUCGCCCCACUGUUUGGUAUCGCUCAAGUGGUCUACUUCUUGGGCAUCGCAGAGACGCUGCUGGAGCUGCCGCAGCGACCCCAGCACUGAGCACAGCGGCCAGCCGCUCCCUCCAGCCGAGUGGGACCAGAGUGGGGCCGGAGCCAGUCCUGCCCAGGGCCUGCCCAGGACUGAGCAAGAGACAGUCUCUCCCCAGCCUUCUCACGUGGACGGGGGGAAGCAGAGGAAGGGGUCCACAUGGUGCACACAGCGGCCCCCGCAGGGUCCUGCCUGCACGACCACUGGGAGCAAUGUCUUAUUUAUGUAGAAAAUGCAGAAAUCUUUACAUUCCUGGAGCCAGCCCCUGCCACAGCUCCGCCCCGGCCUGAACACCCCCAGGGACAGAGCUGGUCUCUGGGCUGGGGCGCCCAGGCCUGGGACCCUACAAGCGGGACCCUACCCUCCAGUCUACCAGCUCUUGUCCCCGAGGCUUGGCCCCUAGUCUGCGAAGGGGACCCCGCACAAACCUAUUUAUUAACUUGCUGAGCACAAGUGCUCUGUCCAUCCCUCUGUCCAUCCGUCCAGCCUCCCCCUGCUGCUGUCCUUCUCCACUUGGCCAGGACUCCAUUUUGCCCCCCCAGCCAGCCUUGCAGGAGGAUUGGGGUUCCUGCCCCCCAUAUUGAGCCAGGAGUCCCAGGCAGGGGUCACACUGAGUUCUGACUCCCAGGGCAAGCCCCCCCACUCCACUGUGGGACCCAGCACCCCUCCUGGUGGGCUUCUCUCCCCCGACCCCAGGCUGGGGGCAUGUAGCAUGUGAGGUCUGUGUGCAUGUGCAAAUGUUCUGGGGAGCAGUUUGUGUCCUCCAGCCUUCCACUGGCCUGGCCCCUCAGAGAUGGGGCUGGGGGCAGGAGUGGGUGGCUGCGGGCUUUACCCACAUGGCCAGGCAAUGUGUGUGUGUUUGUGCUGUGUGCGCCCUGGGCUCCUUUCUGACCCCAUUCAGGAAUUUAUUUUCCCAGCGUGGUUCUUGCUGCACCUCAGCAAACCCCUCUUCUGAGACCCCCCCCCCCCACCCUCCGGCGCCAGGAUUGGCCAGUGGGGAGGGCAGACAUGAGGACCAGUAUGGAGCCUGGGGGUACCUGCUCUCUUUCCAGGGAUAGCACCUGCUCCCUCAGCUCUCUGGGGGCUCGCCCUACUCCCGGGGGCUCGCCCUACUCCCCGGGCCUCUGCUAAGGCCGCUGAAUACACUCCGUAAGCUCUGCCUUCCCGGACUGCCCCCUCCGUUGGUGUCGUGAAUCAGAGCGGCCGCCCCGCCCCAGGCCACGUGAUUGUGUCGGUAUUGAUCUGAUGUGCUGGUGCUGUGUACCCCCACCCGGGCCCCCGUCCUCGGAGGCCCCUUCCCGGUGACACUACCUGGGGCUCAGGCCUGGGCCCCCCAGUUCACGGUUCCUGGGAGCUGCCCUCUCCCGCCACAUCUGUACCUUGGAAGCUGCUGCUGCUUACAGAAUUAUAUUUUUUCUUUUGAAGAGUUUUAAGAAGUUGUAACUUUUUGUGUCUUGUCCUGUGAGAAGAUAAAUAAAUAUUCUAAGUAGA